Messenger RNA from Gastrolobium bilobum, 1620 nucleotides. Its product is annotated as amino acid transporter ANT1. Gene Ontology annotation, cellular component: vacuolar membrane. Gene Ontology annotation, biological process: amino acid transmembrane transport. The record is from RefSeq and is a predicted model, not a curated record. Gene Ontology annotation, molecular function: amino acid transmembrane transporter activity. The coding region runs from base 357 to 1604 and encodes 415 amino acids. NCBI's taxonomy places the organism in Eukaryota, Viridiplantae, Streptophyta, Magnoliopsida, Fabales, Fabaceae. The transcript is spliced from 3 exons.
UGCUGUCGGCACUAUGUAACAUGAAAUAAACGCUGGUGCGGAUCCUAAGUAAUAGAACUAGAUUAUUACAAAAAAAAAAAAAAGUAAUAGAACUAGAUGCAUUCACCAGCUUAAUUCUGCGGUUUCGAUUCUUAUAGUGGUAAGUGUCACUUUCCUUGCAACGAUUGCGUAUUCUAGUCGAAUCUAAUCUUCUUAGGCACUUUCCAACUACAAAAAUAGAUGUUUCUGGAUUUGAGAGAUGUGAUGCCUUGUGUAUCUGAAAUGAAACAGAUGGUGAACCCUAAAUUUACUUGAAUCCAGAACAACCCAGAAAUUUGAUUACCCCAACUGCAGAUCAAGUAUCAAGAAGAAAAAAAAUGGAGCAUGAUACAAAAAACAUCGCAACCCCUCUGUUGGAAUCUCCGUCUUCCAAAAGAGCUUCAAAGCUUCAAACUUUGGGAAACAUCAUAGUCACCGUUGUUGGAACCGGAAUUUUGGGAUUGCCCUUUGCUUUUCGGAUAGCUGGCUGGGUUGCUGGAUCACUUGGGAUUGCUGUUGUUGGCGUAUCCACCUACUAUUGCAUGCUCCUACUUGUUAUGUGCAGAGAUAAGUUGGCAUCAGAAGAACCAUUAGUGGAAGCAAGAACAUAUGGAGACCUGGGUUAUAGGUGCUUUGGAACCUCAGGUCGGUUUGUGACAGAACUUAUAAUUGUGGUAGCACAAUGCGCAGGGUCUGUGGCGUAUUUGGUAUUUAUUGGACAAAACAUUGAUUCUGUAUUCGAUGGCCAUGGAGCCAAAGUCAACUCCUACAUAUUUAUUUUAGUACCAGUUGAAAUUGGAUUGUCAUGGAUAGGGAGCUUAUCAGCUUUAGCACCUUUUAGCGUUUUUGCGGAUGUGUGCAAUGUCCUAGCUAUGGGAAUUGUUGUGAAGGAAGAUAUACAACAGGCCCUAGGGGAUGGAUUUUCAAUUGGACAAAGGACAGCAAUCACAUCCAAUAUUGGAGGGUUGCCAUUUGCAGCAGGCAUGGCUGUUUUUUGUUUUGAGGGGUUUGGAAUGACGCUGGCCCUAGAGAAUUCUAUGCAGGAUAGAUCUAAAUUCCCAAUAUUGCUGGCUCAGACUUUUAGUGGGAUAACCCUUGUGUACAUUCUUUUUGGGUUAUGCGGUUACAUGGCUUUUGGUGAAGAAACUAGAGACAUUGUGACCCUCAAUCUCCCUAGAAAUUGGUCAUCUCUUGCAGUACAGGUAGGAUUGUGCCUGGGGCUUGUGUUCACAUUCCCAAUCAUGUUACACCCAAUUAAUGAGAUUGUGGAAGGAAAACUCAAAAUCAUCCACAGAAACAAUAAUGAUUCAACAGGACUAGGAAAUAUUGUCAAAUACAUCAGUCGUGCGAUUGUUGUGGUUGUGCUGGCAGUCUUAGCUUCAUACGUGCCAGAAUUUGGUGUAUUUGCGUCAUUUGUGGGGAGUACCUUAUGUGCAUUGCUCUCAUUUGUUUUGCCAGCCACAUUUCACCUAAAACUAUUUGGCUCUUCUCUACCCAUCUGGCAAAAAUCCUUAGAUUCUAUUGUAUUAUUUUGUGGAUUAUUUUUUGCUGUUUAUGGCACUUACAACACAAUAGUUGGAGUUUGAUGUAUCUAGACCUGUA